Molecule: messenger RNA, 1359 nt
Organism: Besnoitia besnoiti
Lineage: Eukaryota; Apicomplexa; Conoidasida; Eucoccidiorida; Sarcocystidae
Exons: 4
Coding region: 1-1359 (452 amino acids)
Source: RefSeq, a predicted model, not a curated record
AUGGAACGCCACGAGUUGAACGAGAGUACGCGGGAGGAGGUGGAGGGCCUUCCUGCGCCGAUACCCGACCCGCUGGCUCCGCCCCUCGAAAUUGAGGCCUCAUACGAGGAGACAGCCCCGGCGGAGUCUUCGGCCCCCGCCGAUAGUUUGCGUCUGCCGCAGCUCGAAGAUCUUCCUGCGCCGCCGACCAGUCUCUCCUCGCCUCAAUUCGAGGACCUGAAGAACUUCUUCGCGAACUCCGAAACGCUCCAAAAGCUGCCCAGCAAGUGCCUGGAGAAGACGCAGGAGCUGUUCAACGAACCCUCUGUGCGGCAACUGCGCGAAGAGCUCUACCUGGCGCUGCCUGACAAAGUGAAGGAAGUCCACGCGGAAAUUACGGAUGCCUACGGAACUGGAGGCGUCAUCAAACUCAUUGAGAUCGCUUGCAGGCUCUCGAUUCCCGUGGUGCGCCAGCUGGCACAGAAGCUCGUCGACUGGUGCCGGUGGCUGGCAGACCACCGCGAGGAGAUUGCAAGCUCCGUGGCAGGCGGCUACCUCGCCGUCCGGAAUAUCAUCCUGCAGCUUCAGUACCGCCUGAUGACGGAGAUCAUGAGAAACGCGCAAACGCUGAACUUGCUCAACCUCGAGAAGCACGACGUACCGUACCCCUUCUCGCCGGCGGCUUCGGAAGGCUUUGGCAUCUCUCUUCUGGAAACCGCGAGCCAGCCGCCAGCGUCCUACGGGUUUCCCUCCUCCGGAUGCGCGUUCGAGUCGCGAACUUCGACUGCAACGUCCGCCACGAGCAACUACGACGACAGUGCGGAGGGCGCUGCUUCGCCGUCCGCCUCUCUGAAGAGCUCUCAAUCUGAGGAGGGUGCGCAGGGCGACUCGCAAGUUCUCCCGCAGGGCUUCCGCCUCAGUGCCUUCGUUCUUUUCCAGUUUUUUCGGCCGGAAGGAGCGCACACCCCCCCAGCGCUGGCUUCGCCGUUCUACACGUCGCAGUACCCGAUCGCCUUCCCUGCGGUCUCCGUGAUGCCGGUGAACGGAAACGCUCACAUUCUCCAGUAUAGCGCCAACUCCGCGAACCUGACGAUGCUCUCCACAGCGGAGACGACUGUGGGAAGCUACGCGCCGAUUCAAUACAGGGGCAUCCCGCCCUGCGUCAGCUACGGCCCGGCGCUGCUGAAGGACGCGGGCGUUUCUCGGGCGAGUUCGGCGGACGGGGGCAAGAGCGGCCUCCCCCACCAGCGCCUGGGUCACGACGAAGUCUUCAAGCCCCGCGUGGCGCCCCGCCCGACGCGCAAGGGAGCCACCGCCACCAGCAUCGUCACGUCGCGAACGAGCGAAAGUCUGGUGAUGUUUGACAUGAUGCCCAACUGA